AUGCAGUAUCUGGAAGAUGCUAGCUUUUCUUUGGAAGUAUGCCAGCGUGCAGCUCUAAUGGAGAUUUUUCCGUUGCCCAUUUCACCUUUGCUGCCUUUGGCGAAGGUGCAUGGCUUUAUCGGUGAACCGAGUAGGAUUUGGAAGCUGGUUAUUUUAUUCCUCAUCAAGUCGAGGACUUUCAACUAA
Messenger RNA from Prunus armeniaca (apricot), 186 nucleotides. The record is from the annotation of a GenBank genome assembly. Lineage: Eukaryota; Viridiplantae; Streptophyta; Magnoliopsida; Rosales; Rosaceae.